GUACAUUUUUGGAAAUUCAAUACCAAAAUACACUCUCUUAAAUCUCUUCAAAAAGACGGAGGGAGUAUAUAUAAUGGCUUUUUCUCUCACUAGAUUCCCCUUUUCUCUUUGUUCAGCGCUACGAUGGCUCUGCUAGCGGUACUCAUUGUCGAUCACUUUCUCCUGAGCUAUGACUUCCACGAUUGUGCGAGAUUCAAGAACCAAAUCAGCACCUACGAACGAACAUCAAGAAAAGCUUCGCCAAUGUUCUGGGUUCAUCCCAAAUCCAUUAGGAACAGAAGCAAAUCGGACGUUACAAAGGCUUCUCGGCUGUGUCCUUCUCCGCUGAAGAGUUUGGGUAUCCCUAACUCACUUGCCAAUCCAUCUUCAAGAGGCCAAGGCCCUUCACUGUAUAGCAAGGUCAAUUGGCAAUCCGUUGAUGAUGGAUACUUCCACAUCUGCAAAAACAAAGCCCUCAGUAGCCAGGGGCAACCUCUCUUGAGCAAGGAACCUAUUCUCAGGAAACCUCCAUGUGAUUUGGGACCCAAGAACAACCUGUCUUCUGAACCUGUCUGCAAAGCUUCUGAAGAGUUGUACAAUUCACUAAGUGGUGCUGCUCAAAAACCCCACACAAAUAAUGCAACAAACACCACUGCAAAGGAGAGAGUUUCUGCAAACAUUGAGCUGGAAAACAUAUGUCCAGGGAGUCAUGUCCCUACACAGCCUGAGGUGGCAAUUGCUAAUGAUUCAAAGGAAGUGCUAGUGAUAGAGGAUGUCCCCAACAAUGGUCUUGAUGCUGACUACCCCGGGGAAGCCUCCCAUUUUGUCACUUCCAAUCCGGACAACAAUGACUGUACCACAACUCAAACUCCAAAUGCUCAAUGUAUUGUUCAAACUGAGGUCCAAAAUGAGAUGCACAAAUCUGCUAGUCCUGCACCCCCAAAGGAAAAAUUCAAGGAUAUCAUUGUAGAAGUGGAUGGCCACCUGUUCAUCACAAUUGUUCUGGCAGAAACAUGUGAAAUUGCCCAUACUGAGGAUGCUGGUGAACCAACAAUCAGUAGUGCUUUAGCGGAGGUUAUUGAGCCUCCUAAUGCACGUUCGGAUGACCCUCACCCAGAAGACAAUGACGGGCCAAACAAUGUUCAUAAACCAAACUCCCUAAAUGAAACCACUGUUGAGAUUGCACAACCGAGUAACUCGGUGGAGAGACCAAUGACUCCUAUCAAAGACUCAAUGGAUCUAUCAACUGUUAGUGUGGAACAAGAAAUGUCAGCGACUCCUAGAUUCGAUUUUGAAGAAUAUCAAUACGAGGGAGAUUUCACACUUGUUAAAAGAAAAAACAACAAUAACUUUGAUGCUCCCGGAUUAACCAUUCAAACUGGUAGUCAUCGGGGACGUGGUAGGAGAGGCAGUGGUCGAGCCUGAUAAGUUCAGCAUCCAUCCCCAUUAUUACCUUAUUUUUAUCCUUUUGCUCAUUUCUUUGCAAGGGCUGCGUCCGUUACAUCCCUUUUUUCUCCCUUUUGUUUUUUACUACCACUUUUGGGUAGCCCCUUGUAUCCUGCUCCUUUUACUUUUUUCAUCAAUAAAAGUCCCUUUUAAUA
This is a messenger RNA of Cuscuta campestris, 1580 nucleotides long. NCBI's taxonomy places the organism in Eukaryota, Viridiplantae, Streptophyta, Magnoliopsida, Solanales, Convolvulaceae. The record is from the annotation of a GenBank genome assembly.